Messenger RNA from Scomber japonicus (chub mackerel), 2195 nucleotides. RefSeq names its product diacylglycerol kinase, epsilon (gene dgke). The transcript has 11 exons. The record is from RefSeq and is a predicted model, not a curated record. The coding region runs from base 217 to 1956 and encodes 579 amino acids. Gene Ontology annotation, molecular function: ATP-dependent diacylglycerol kinase activity. NCBI's taxonomy places the organism in Eukaryota, Metazoa, Chordata, Actinopteri, Scombriformes, Scombridae.
GCGAGGUAGCUCGUGGGCUGAACGUCACAUCGUUUUGACUCAGUUCUACAUAAAGAUCAUUGAAGCUGGGAUUAAUUUCACCAUCCAGCUGCUGUGUGAGAACAUGAGUGUCGCAGAGGAGUCGUGGUGCUCCUCCUGCCUGCAGUCAGUGUUGUUGACAUAGCUCUGCUCUGCACUCGUUAGCAUCCUCCGCCUCUCCCCUGCCGACCAGCAGCGAUGUACGAAGAGGGGGAAGAGGUGCAGGACGACUGCGGCUCCCGAGAGGAGUGGACGCUGCUGUUCUGGACCUCUCUGGCCGUGAUCGUCCCGGUCAUCAUCACGCUAUGGUGCAGCGCGCAGCGAUCUAAGCGGAAAACACAUAUGAAGGACUUCUUUCGCAAGAGCAAGCACGGCUGGCACUACACAGACCUGUUCAACAAGCCCACCUACUGCUGCGUGUGUUCCCAGCACAUCCUGCAAGGAGCUUUCUGCGAUUGCUGCGGCGUGUGUGCCGACGAGCAGUGCCUGCGCCGGGCCGACCGGAGUUUGCAAUGCAAGGAGAUCAUGGCCCCCUCCCGGCCUGACGGGGCCAUGGAGCACCGCUGGGUGAGGGGAAAUGUCCCCCUCGCCAGCUACUGUGCAGUAUGUAAACAGCAGUGUGGGACGCAGCCGAAGCUCUGCGACUUCAGGUGUGUGUGGUGUCAGAGCACGGUCCAUGAUGACUGCAUGGACAGCCUGGCGGAUGAAGACCAGUGUGAGCUGGGCGAGUUUCACAGCCUCAUCAUCCCUCCUCACUACCUCUACUGUGUCAACAAGCUUCGCAGGAGACACCCUGACGAGUACAGCAAGCUGGCGUCUUCCUGCGGCAGUGGCUGGACUCCAGUGUUGGUCCUGGCUAACACACGUAGUGGUAACAACAUGGGGGAGGCUCUGCUGGGAGAGUUCCGUACCCUCCUCAACCCUGUGCAGGUGUUUGACUUGUCAGAGCUGUCUCCCUCAAAGGCCCUCCAGCUGUGCACCCUCCUUCCCCCUGGUAGUGUCCAGGUGCUGGUGUGUGGGGGUGACGGCACAGUGGGCUGGGUGCUGGAUGCCAUCGACACUAUGAAACUGAAGGGCCAGGACCAGUUUAUCCCAAGGGUGACCAUCCUGCCCCUGGGCACAGGAAAUGACCUUUCCAACACUUUGGGUUGGGGUGCCGGGUAUGCUGGAGAGAUCCCUGUGGAACAGGUUCUCCGCAACAUCCUAGAUGCCGAGGUGGUCAAAAUGGACAGAUGGAAAGUGCAGGUAGCUUCAAAAGGCCUCUACUUUCGGAAACCAAAGGUCCUGUCCAUGAAUAACUACUUCUCUGUGGGGCCUGACGCUCUGAUGGCGCUCAACUUCCACACACAUCGUGAGAAAACACCCUCUUUUUUCUCCAGCCGCAUCAUCAACAAGGCUGUAUAUUUCCUGUAUGGCACCAAAGAUUGUUUAGUGCAGGAAUGUAAAGAUCUGGAUAAGAGGAUUGAGCUGGAGCUCGAUGGGGAAAGAGUGGCGCUGCCCAGUCUGGAGGGCAUUAUAGUUUGCAACAUUGGUUACUGGGGCGGAGGCUGCAGACUCUGGGAGGGUAUGGGAGAUGAACCCUGCCCCCCAACACGGUUGGAUGAUGGUCUGCUGGAGGUGGUGGGUGUCUUUGGCUCCUUCCACUGUGCUCAGAUCCAGGUCAAGCUGGCCAAUCCUGUGCGGCUGGGACAGGCCCACACUGUCAGGUUGGUCCUUAAGAGCUCCAAGAUGCCCAUGCAGGUGGACGGGGAGCCGUGGGCUCAGGGUCCCUGCACCAUCACCAUCACCCAUAAGACCCAGGCCUUCAUGCUGUACCACAGCGCCGAGCAGACAGAUGAUGAUGAUGAGGACGAGGACGAAUCUAGCGCCUCUGAGACCGAGAGCCCUACCCCUCACGACUCACCCAGGCCCCCUGGGCCAGCCUCUGCUCGUGCAUGACACAACCCAAACAUCAUGUGAUGUGAAGCGCUUCUCACCUUAGUUUCUGCCCUUUUAUUUGACCCAGCUUCUAUUAAUCGAUUGUCAUAAUGGCUCAUGUUAUUGGGCGCUUAGUCAUCAUCCUCUAAGAUCUUUGAACACACUUUAUUCUCAGAUCACGGUGAUGAGAGAUGUUAUUUUUUUCUUGUGUAAUGGCUUCAUAUCUUUUUCAGAGAGCUCACAGGUGUUGUAAAGGUUAG